Aureobasidium melanogenum CBS 110374 is the source of this 303-nucleotide messenger RNA. RefSeq lists its product as uncharacterized. Lineage: Eukaryota; Fungi; Ascomycota; Dothideomycetes; Dothideales; Saccotheciaceae. The transcript is spliced from 3 exons. The record is from RefSeq and is a predicted model, not a curated record. The coding region runs from base 1 to 303 and encodes 100 amino acids.
AUGCUAUCCAAACUGCAUUGGCAGAAAAGGUCGAAUCGCAAAUCCCAGCAGUCCUUUGAAGGUCACAGCCUGUCGCCGCAGGCUUCGCCCGAAUUAGAGUCUGAAGGAGCACCUGCGAACCCAUCCUCUCGUCGACCUGGGUUUCUAUCAAGAGUUCGCAGCCAACGCUUCUCUACAGUCAACGUGCAACCUGAAUCAAGUCACCAGGAAGCGUCAAGCAAUCCAGUACCCAACAAGCGACACUCAUACUACCAGCCUGCCCAGCCAUUGUACGACACGGUCGAAGCUCAGCAUCCAGUAUGA